Molecule: messenger RNA, 2031 nt
Organism: Colletotrichum spaethianum
Lineage: Eukaryota; Fungi; Ascomycota; Sordariomycetes; Glomerellales; Glomerellaceae
Exons: 1
Coding region: 1-2031 (676 amino acids)
Source: RefSeq, a predicted model, not a curated record
AUGUCCUUAAACGGAACCUCAACGCCCCGGCGGCAACCUCAAGAAUACCGAACUCACAAUGAGAGAGAUGACUGGGAAGACUGGGAGGAUGAAGAUGUGGUCACGCCUAUCAUGGAAGACGACCAAGAGCUCAUCAUGGACAAGACGGCUGCUCCCAGCCCACUGAAGCCGAACAAACCUGCUUCCACAAGAUAUUCGCAGCCUCGGUAUUCCGUCCAGAAACUGAGGCGUCUAAAAUCCCGUCAACGACAGAAGGCGCAGAACGCGAAGGCUGGUAUUAAGGUAGUGACGGAUAUGACGGCCCUGCAACAGCAACGAGCUGCUCAACAAAGCCGGAAUCCCGACUUGCAGCAGCCGAAGUUUGUCGAUGCCGCCGCUCUUAGGGCCCUCGAGGGGUCACCCAACUCUGCUUCCGUCGGCAACUGGAACUGGCUCAAGAAGAAAACCGACCAGAGCGGCCAGUCCCCUCAAAGCAUCAGGCGCAGCCCGCUCGAGCAAGACCUUUCCCCAAAUGACCGCCCUAUCGUCAUCGGUAUCGCCCUGCCAUCAGAAAUGGCUGGAAGGGAAAUCAGCCCCCACACAGCAGUUCUCGAGACACCACAUGACCUGCCGCCCAAAUAUGACAACAACCCACCGGUGGCAAGCAAGCAAAAUACUGUCACUCCUCUGACUCCUUCGCAGCAAAGAUCAGUCUGGAGCCCUGACACACCCGACACGACAUCUUCCUUCCAGCCUUCCCACCGCUCAUCCAGCAUAUACUCCCAAGCUACUGGUCUCGGGGUGCGAGUGGCUCACGACGCCCCCCCUGUACCCUCUGUUCCCUCCACCUACAAGCGACAGGAAAGAGUGGUCAGUGUCGUCCUCAAGGACAACGACGAGGACGACGACGACGGAGGCAGCCCAUGCACGUUGUUCGAAGAAGACGGAGCGGCUUCGAACCGUCCAAGGUCAACAAAGGCCAAAGAGGUAUCAAAGAGUCCGGACAGCGCAGCUACUCAGGCACGUGGUUGGUGGGACCAUAUCACGACACCCUUUAUGGAGAGGAAGAGUCCCAUUGUCCCGACCAAGUCCGGAUCACAGCCAGUCAAAGCAGCUGAAGAUGGUGAAUGGUGGAGGGAAAAGUCUACAAAUACACCCGUCUCCAAAAAUAAAGACUCGGAGUUCGAACUUCCCAAACCAGCACAGGUACAACCAGCCGUUAUUUACAAACCCGGCCUUCCAGCAUCGCCUAAACCAUCACCGCGCAGUAAUCAGGCGCCGAUCGUCAGAGUUCCUACACCGAGGAGAAGUCCAUCGCCGCUUAUGGACCGACGCGACCCGUCGCCCGCGUCCCCCUCUCGCUCAGCAACCCCGAGACUUCAAGUUCAGUCAGAGAAGGUUCCUCUUGCUGAGCCGAGCCCUUCUAUUUCAGAGCAACCGCCACCAUACUCGCCGCCGCAACAGCAAAAAGCCGUCAGAUACCGAGCUGUCUUUCCCGCAGGCCAUCCUCUGCAAGCGCUGUACCCGCCAUCUCCGGGACCGAUUUCACCAGCCAUCAAUGGUACGAUGAGUUCACAAGGCGGCAUCAACAUGACCGACAUUCCCUUGACGCCACCGGCGCGAGGCAACAGCCCUGCCCAGGGCAUACAUGGCCGUCUUCCGGAAAGGCUCGCGGGUACGUUCGUGCCCCAGGAACAUUUUCUGGCGGCAUCAGGAGACAGUCAUCGGGUCGAGCGUGAGCGCCGACGUCACGAAAAGGAGGAAAUAGCAGCUCGUAAGCUCGGUGGCUUCUGGAAGGGUCGUUGGUGUAUCCCCGCAAGCGGUUGCUACGGCCGCAGUGGCCGUGAGGGCCGCAAGAGAAGGCGUGUGUGCCUGGGAGUGUGCGGGGCCAGUCUCGCCCUGAGCAUCCUCAUCAUUGUCCUCUGCGUUACGCUCAUUCCUCGCAACAGCGCCGCUGCGCCGGUUGACAGCAUCUUUGUCAACCUGACCAACUUCCCCCAAUGCCUACUGGAGUGCUCUCUGUCGUGGGUCCAGACAACACGGCGGCCGUAA